Messenger RNA from Cladophialophora bantiana CBS 173.52, 744 nucleotides. RefSeq lists its product as uncharacterized. The transcript is spliced from 3 exons. The coding region runs from base 1 to 744 and encodes 247 amino acids. NCBI's taxonomy places the organism in Eukaryota, Fungi, Ascomycota, Eurotiomycetes, Chaetothyriales, Herpotrichiellaceae. The record is from RefSeq and is a predicted model, not a curated record.
AUGAAGACCGCAAUCAUUGCCGCGGCCCUUUUCUCUGGCAUCGUAAUCGCAAAGGGAAGCGGGAAUUAUGGCGCUAGCUACCCGCCGUAUGCCUCGAAGAACUGCCCAUUCAUCCCUUCGGCCGACCAAUUCGUUCUCUUCGCCGAUAACAUCCAGACAGUCUCACAAGUCAGCCCUGACAAGGCCAUUCUGAGGUCGCAAGAUCUCUACGUCGAGACCGCUAACGAUUUGGCCACGGCCUCUCAAUUUACCAUACCGGACUUUGCUAUUGGCGCCAACUGCUCCUUGAAUCUGGCCGUCCCAAGCCCCGACCAGAUAUAUGGUGACCUCGACCAGACUAUCUUCAGUGGCGGUGGAAACUUGAACUUUUCUCGACUGGAGAACGACCUCCCGAGCACUGGCUUAACGUUCAAUACUCUCGGUGGCAUUCAGAACGCCGGCGUCAUGAAAGUGACGCCGGGGAAGUUGCUCACCGUUGCGCCCAGCUUCCCGUGCCCACCUCCUGGCACAGUGCUCCCGGGAAUUAUCCAAUCCGUCGACGCCACCCUCGUCGUGCGCGACACUGUGGGACCAGUUUGCCUCUCUGGUCUUUUCGUCUUGAUUGGGCCUGUCGGGAACCCACCUUCCAGCCCAGCCCCUCCGGACACGAGCGCAUACGGAACUACCAGCUCCACGGGGGGCCACACAGGCACCUACAGCACCUACAGUGUUGCCGCAACUUACAGCAGCAAGUGGUCGGCUUGA